UUGACAUGGAAUUGAGUGUUUAAACUAAACAUAAAACAAACAAAAAAAACUUACCUUAAAUAUGACGGACUUUGAGAAUUCGGAUGAUGAGCUUUAUGCCAAUGAAUCGUUUGAGAAUGAAUCGGAUACUGAAGUACCCGAAAUGUCGGAAUUUGAAAGUGAGACAAGCGAAAAUAGUGAAGAUAACGAUGAGGAUGAUGAUGAUGACGAUGACGAUUUGCCUUCCGUAAAAUUGAACACGGGUCCUAUUAAAAGGAAUAGUUUUUCCAACAAUUUCACCACUAUCCAUAAAACUGAUGUCGUACCAUUUGCCUCCUCAUCCGAUGAAGAAGACGAUGUAAUAGUGGGGCAAACUUUAGCCGAAAUAAAUACACCCUCAAUGCAUUUUGAAGAUGAACCACCGACACCUGCUCCACGGCACUUACUACCAAUUUUUAAAGAAAAAACUCAUCACUUGAAAAGUGUAGAAGAAGAAGCACAGGUUAGUUCGGAAGAAAUAAGUGAAGAGGAGGAUGACGAAGAAGAGGAAUUCAAAAGAAUACAAGACAUGGAAGAGAAAUACUUGCAACAGAAUUCUGCGAAAACUUUUAAGGAAAUAAAUAGUGAAGUUAUUAAAGGUUCUGUGGUAGAGAAAAAUGGAGUUGGAGGUACAGAAAACGAGCAAGGCAGUGAAGAACAAGAGACAGAAAGCUAUGAUGAAGCAGAGGAAGAACAAGAAUCUAAUCAUGAACUUGAAACAGAAACAAAAGAUGAACAUCUUGAAGUCCCCCUUAAUAAAGAAGACUCUGAAAAAAUAUAUAGUUCAGAACCUCAAAACAAUAUACCCGAUAACACUAUAGAGUCGAUGGCACAAAACAGUUUAAUGCAAAUUAUACAAAGUUCUUUAGCUAAUUUAAAAAUUGCUUCAACAAAUGACAAUGAAGACAACUUUUUAAAGACCACUCAAGCUCUCUUAUUAAGCGAAACUGUAACACACAGUAUUGACACAGCAAAUAUAAUAAAACCAGAACAAAUUACAUUGGCUGUAGUAAAUGCUCUUAAAUGUACGGGUAUAACAAACUUACAGUCUCUAGGCAAACUGGAAACUCAAAGUCAAGAAUUAAUUAAAGUACAAGAAACUGAAGAUAAGAAAGAUGGGGCAAAGUUGGCCAUUGAGUCCAAUAUCGAAUGUGGAAAAGAAAGAGAACUUGAACUGGUUCAGUAUGAAGAUGACUAUGAAGGAGAAGAGGAGACUGCAGCAGAGAUAGAAGAAAUUCAAAAUAAUAAUCCUGUCGGUGAGGAUAAUUACGAUGACGAUCGUGAUGUUUAUUAUGAUGCUCACUUUGAUUAUCGCAUUACCAGCAAAACUCCAACCAGUUUUAAUUCCGAUGAUUAUAUAUUCCAUGCUAAUUUCAUAAAGCAAUUUCAUCGGACGAAUUCCACAGAUAAAUUAAGAGUAAAACCACACCCUCGCAAAAGCAUGAGCUUUUCCAAUGAGCGCAUGCGUGAAAUCGAAAGACACAAUCAAAUACUCCUGCGUAAAAUUCUAACACAGAAGCCCACAUACACACUCAAAAGCAAGCCAUCACAACCUUCCAUACAAAAGAUACCUUCUCAAAGUAACGCACGUCUUACUACCUCGGCAGUGAAUCGCAAAAAGCAACAACGACAAAUUGAUUUGGAUAAUCAAGUAUUGAAACGAAAAAUUGAGGCAAUUUCCCUGCGCAGGCGGCCACUGAUUCCUUAAUGUGAACUAAAGUUUUAGAGAAUUCUAGUGAAACAAGAAGUGCUUUGUAAUUUAAACUGCAAUUGUUAGAAGGAUCAGUGAGUUUGCGUAGAAAUAAAAAUAUAUAUUUUAAUU
Molecule: messenger RNA, 1840 nt
Organism: Calliphora vicina (urban bluebottle blowfly)
Lineage: Eukaryota; Metazoa; Arthropoda; Insecta; Diptera; Calliphoridae
Gene: hmw
Product: hemingway
Exons: 4
Coding region: 62-1726 (554 amino acids)
Biological process (GO): spermatogenesis
Source: RefSeq, a predicted model, not a curated record